Clupea harengus (Atlantic herring) is the source of this 2948-nucleotide messenger RNA. RefSeq names its product transmembrane protein 250 (gene tmem250). NCBI's taxonomy places the organism in Eukaryota, Metazoa, Chordata, Actinopteri, Clupeiformes, Clupeidae. The record is from RefSeq and is a predicted model, not a curated record.
UGCCGUAUUUCGCAACGCCCAUGACUUCGCAUCUGAAUUAACUAUUGCAAGCCAUUGCUGAAUUUCCACAUGUUAACUGAUCUUCUUGCUGACAUGAUUCUAAACCCACACACGUGUUAAGGAACACUUGCAGAGACUGCAUCUUGAGUUGUGUUACCAUGGACACAGCCCCAGACACUCUAAACGAUGCCAGAUAGACCGUUGUGACCGUGAGCGAUGUUCUGCUGUACCGGAGACCUGCAGGUGUGCUGAUGAUGAGGAGCUCAGUCUGGCCAUCAGCAGAGCAGACCUGCAGCUGGGCCGCGCCGCAGCCUGGGGCUCGCCUAGCCCAUCCAUGCCUGUGAUCCCCAUCCCUCGGCGGGUUCGCUCCUUCCAUGGCCCCCACACUACCUGCAUGCACUCGGCCUGCGGCCCGGCCCGCACCGCCCAGCUGGUGCGCUCCAAGUACAACAACUUCGACCUGUACCUGAAGUCCCGCUGGAUGUACGGCUUUGUCCGCUUCCUGCUCUACUUCGGCUGCAGCCUGUUCACGUCUCUCCUGUGGGUGGCGCUGUCGGCCCUGUUCUGCCUGCAGUACGUGGGCGUGCGUAUCUUCCUGCGGCUGCAGUACAAGCUGUCCAUCAUCCUGCUGCUGCUAGGCCACCAGCGCCUGGACUUCAGCCUCCUCAACGACCUCUUCAUCUACAGCAUGCACGUCACCAUGUUCCUGGUGGGAGGCCUUGGCUGGUGCUUCAUGGUCUUCGUGGACAUGUAGGUCCACUGGACAUGGGCACGCACAGGAGCAGACAACUCUCUAACACUGAAAAGGGACCUUUAGGGACCUUCGGCAGAGUGGGGCCACAUGGUGCAGAGCUUGAGGAAGCACGCUGACCUUACGCGCUGGCCUGAAGGGAAACUCUGAAAGGGAACUUUUGGGGAAAAGAGUUCAUGGAGCAGACAUACAGUGUCCCAAAAAGAAUUUUGGACAGUUAAACCAUCAAAAAACGUCCAUGAUCGCAAUUUCACAAAUUGAUUUAAUAACAUGUUGGAUAAGUUGGUAUUAUUUCCAUAGAAAAUCACAUUUAGUACUACUCCAGAAAUAUGUUGUACUAAAAUAAAUACAUCGGGUUUUCUCCUAAGAAUUAAUGAGCAUAACCCUUCUAACUCACAAACCAUUUGAAACCGGGUCAUAGGUAUGGAUAUCGAGGGGGAGUGAUGUGGUGUAAACCUUUCAAAAGCUCUAAGAAUAAGACAGAUAGAAUAAAGUUUGCAAGAGACUUUGCACAGAAAGACAGAAGGUUUGGGGGAGGGGGGUUGUGGUGGUAAGAGGAGUCUAAAUUGAACCCUCAUGGAUCUGCUGGAAAGCCUGUGUGGAGAAAGCUAGGGGAAGGAAUUCCACACAGACUGCAUUAAGGAGGUAGAGGUGAGAGUGUCUUAGUAUGGGGUUGCUUUUCUUUCCAUGGUGUAGGGGAAUGUUAUUUUAUUAUUUAUUAAUGGAAUCUUAAACACUGAAGCGUAUCAAGGAGGUUUUGAUGCAAACUGAAAGAAAUCAGCCAAACAAUUAUUCAAGCAACAGAAGUGGAUCUUUCAGCAGGCUAAGGAUCAGAGGCAUGAAUGCAUGCUUGUCUUUGAAUGACCCUCCCAGAGCCCUGACUUCAGUCUCAUUGAGGUCCUAUUGGAUGCCGUGAAGAGAAAGCAUUUCAGCUCAGUGAUGCACUAGUGUGGAUGAAAUGAAAGCUUUGCUGGCAAAAAUAUGGAGGACAUUUUCAGCACAGCUAGUAGAGAAAUAUGUUUAUUCAGUGCCCAGAUGUUUCCCAGCAAUUCUGCAAGCUGCAAACUAAAGGUUGACAAAUGAAAUACUUAAACAUUGUAACUGUGACCUUUUGUGAAGCCUCUCUUAAAUGUCCAAAUACUUUUUUGUCUUCAUUUAGGACUAUGUCUCUAUUGUUUUAUCAUUUAUAACCAAACAAGAUUCUUUAUGUGGACUAUUUGGAUUUGGACAUGUAUGUAUGCUAUCUUUCGUUUUUAAACGGCAUUUAGUUUUUGCUGUUUUUUUUAUGCAAGUGUGGCUGAAGUGUCGAAAUACUUUCUGGGGCCACUGUAAGUGUACUUGAAGUCUCUGUAACUAAACUUGUUCAGCUAUGUUUUUCUCGUUUGUUUGUUUGUUUGUUUGAUUUUUUUAACAUUCAAUUAUGCUGAUGUUUUAUAUGAUGCGCAAUGGAACAUUUGUGUGUUUUGUGUACAGAUAUUUGAAAUGUACAGUUUGCGCUGCUUAUUUGUUGCAAUAUGUCCCUCACCAGUGCGUUGCGCGGUCAUUAGCUGUGUCUUGAAGGUUUGUAUUGUGACCUCUUGUGGUUGGCCCUGAAACUGUAGUCCUGAGUCACAUGUUCAAUGAAGCCCUCAUUCUAAAACAGAUUGUUGCCUCCUUCAGUAUUCUGAGGCCAGUAGCACCAUGCCCAAUGCUCCCCCCCCCUUCUGUACUGCCAACCAAAGUGGUGUGAUGCCCAUGUUUCAUUGUGGGGCAUUACGCACCAAACUUUGGCAGGAGCCCACUGAGGAGAAGCACAAGCGCUCUUUGUUCUGGGAUCAAGACAUCAUAUGCCUCAUACUUGGCAAAUCAAACAUUUUAGUGUGACCCUUUGUGUUGGUAAUGAAUCGACAGCCGUGGCAUUGGAGAACAGGGCAUCACACACAUGGCAGCACAAUCUGGAUGUAGAGGCGCAAGGAAGUGGUGCCACUGGAGCUGCCAAACGGUGUUAGUGCGACCACAUCACUCCUGUCAAACGCCAUCCUUCAACUCUGAACGCGCAUGUCGUCCUGAGCACUCGCGAACGACAUGCAGAGAUUCACCCUGGCCUGUCUGUCUGAUGGAGAGCUCUAUUUUGGGGACUUUAAUGCUUCAAAUCUAAAGGCCUCUCAGGAAGUACAUUGAUGACUAAAUGUAUUAAAUGUUUGUUUUUUUAAACUAA